This is a messenger RNA of Xiphophorus hellerii (green swordtail), 4058 nucleotides long. RefSeq names its product plexin-C1-like. The coding region runs from base 54 to 2900 and encodes 948 amino acids. The record is from RefSeq and is a predicted model, not a curated record. The transcript is spliced from 16 exons. Gene Ontology annotation, molecular function: semaphorin receptor activity; protein binding. Gene Ontology annotation, cellular component: plasma membrane; semaphorin receptor complex. NCBI's taxonomy places the organism in Eukaryota, Metazoa, Chordata, Actinopteri, Cyprinodontiformes, Poeciliidae. Gene Ontology annotation, biological process: semaphorin-plexin signaling pathway; negative regulation of cell adhesion; regulation of GTPase activity.
UCAAAUCAACCUGCAGUCUGUCCUUAUGUCAGAGCUGCUUCUUUUAGCACAAGAUGAUCCUGCUGCUCUGUUUGCUUUGCAUGAUCUGUGGAGAAUCUGUUUGGAGUCUGAAGAACGGUGAAUUCUCCUUUAAAGGGGACAUUCAGCAGGUGGCAAUUGGCUCCAACAAUCUUUACAUCGCUACAACAGAGGCACUUUAUCAGCUAAGACCCAACUUUACUCUGAUCCACAGUCUGACCCUCAGAGGGACUUUACAGAACGGAGACCAGCCAGGGAAAAAGAGUUUUCAGCGGGUCCCUGAGAAUGGCAAAUUAACACCAACUUUCAGUGUUAAUGUUUUAUUACCAUUUGAGAAAAAUUACACAUUGAUCAGCUGCGGUGUGACUGGAAACGAACUCUGUGGUUUCUGUGAAGUUCUGGACCUGAAGAACAUCUCUAAGCUGGUUUACAGUGAAUCCAUCCAGGUGGGACCUCAGAGGAGCAGCAGUGGGUCUGUCAGCUUUCUGGUGGAUGUGAAGGAGAAACCAGGUCAGACUGAGACUUACAUUCUGACAGCGAUAAAGAACCCGAGCGACAAGACAGAGUGUAGUGCUGAUUUGAAGACAAUCAACCUUCAAAACACCGAUAAAAACCAGUCUGGGGAAAUAUUUUCCUGGUCUGAUCGAUCAGGUGAUAAACCUGGGAUCCAAACUGAAGCUGAUGUAGAGUUUGUGGACGGAUUCCAGAUCAACUCAACAGUGUAUCUGUUCUCCAACGUGGCAUCAGGAGGUGAAACCAACAAAGUCCGUCUGAUCUGGCUUCAGGCUGAAACCAGUAAAGCUCAGACUCUGGAGUCUCUUCAUGGAGCGACUCUCAGUUCCUCUGGAGGCAGCAGACUGCUGGCCUCCUCAGUCGUCCCAGGUGGACAGCAGGUCCUGUGGAGUGGAGUGUUCAGUGUGGACGGAGGAGAAAGCAACACUGAACUGCUGCUGUUUGACGUCAGUCCGGGUAUCAGCAGGGAGAAGAAUAGAGAUCCAGACUUUUAUACAUCAGUGGACAAGCCAAACAACCCGUCAGAACCGAAGGCCCUGAAACCGCAGGUUGUUCUGUCUAAGAAGAAAUACAUGAGUUCCGUGUUGGCGGUGAAGCAGGACAGCUGGACGGUUUUCUUCAUCGGAACAACCGAUGGGCAGCUCAUUAAGCUUCCUGUGGACAAGAACAAUCGUCCAGCAUGUCCAAAGGAGCACUACAGGGUCAGUGGUAAUCAGAAAGUGUUUCCAAAAAUCCUUCUGAAUCCAGUGGAUCAUAAACAAAUGUAUCUGAUAUUUAAGGACAAGAUUAAGCGUGUGAAAGUGUCAAACUGUAGUGAAUACAUGAGCGUAGAGGACUGUUGUACGGAUCCAUUCUGUGUCUGGUGUGUCUCUGGGAAAAGAUGUACAUUUAAAGAUGACUGCAAAUACGACUGGAUGUCCAUCCCUGAUGAAUACCAACAGGAAGUGAUUUCCUACAGAGCUGAGAAGGACUCCACUGGACAGAUCAAAAUAGUCGUCAACGUUCACCUGACUUUGGCACAGAACACUCAGUCUGAAUUUACCUGUGCGAUCGUCACAAACGUGGGAAGGCUUUGUAUGGCACUACCUCAGUACCCACAAUGCAUCUGCGUUCUCUCUGACGAUUUUCACUCUAAUGAACUUGAUCUCAUCCUAUCAGUCAGACUUGAGGCAGUACUGACAAAGAGUCUAAAGCUCAUCGACUGUUCUGAUAGUACUCUGUCGUGUCAGCAGUGCAUCAGAGCCGGAUGUGGCUGGAGGGAGAACCGAUGUACCUGGGACAGUGAAGGAGUGCGGAAUGACCUUGUUUGCCAACCGCUCGCCUCUCAGCCAAUCACUGCUGAGCCAGAGAUUAUCUCCGUGUCUCCCAGUCGUGUGUCUUACUACGGCAGAAAUCACGCUUUGCUGAAAGGUCGCAACCUCAGAGAUGUGAUUGGAGUCAAAAUCCAGACAGAAACGGCCUGCUCAAAGGAAUCUCCAGUUUGGAACAACACUGGUGAGAGUCUGACGUUCCACAUUCCCAGUAGAGCCAAUGAAGCUGAAGCCAAAGUGUGUGCUGUCCUGUCUGACGGGAGUUGCCAUGGCGAAGCUGAUAUAACCUACCAGUCAGCGCCAUCUUGUACUGGAGUUUCACCAUCCGUUACCUGGAGAAGUGGGAAGAGGAAGAUCACGAUCACAGGAUCCUACUUGGACACAGUGGAAAUGGUCAUACACAACCCGGAUGUCCAAGAGCUGGAGUUUUACAGGGGGCUAGAAUACUAUGAACAGGAAGAAUACCCCCCACAGCUACAAGGACCUCCUGAACACAUCAACUCUACGACUCUCAUCUAUAAAACACUUCCUGUUGAGCCCUCUGAGUGGAACGGACCUGUGGUGAAAAUAAAAGUAGCCAAUCAGACGUUGAGCUGUUCAGCAGAAAUGUUCCACCGUCCAGACCCGCAGUUUAUCAACUUCAGAGCCAAGAGGACAGGAGAUAAUAUCAAAAUCACCAUACUGAAAAUCAAAGACGGACUGAUGAUGACAACAGAAGAGUUGUCAAUAUGGGGCAUUAAGGAUGACCAGCAGUAUCCCUGCAUCCUGCAGAAUGAAGAUGAUGAUCGUGAAACUACCCCUAGUUAUGAAUAUGGGAAACACAGUGACUUCGAAUAUGGAUCACAGAUUCUGGUCUGUGAGAUUCAAAACACAACCGAUGUCAUAUUUAAUCAGCUAAAGAUUAUGUAUGGAGAAACAAUAGUGCGGGUGUGGAAUCCAUCUUUAUUGCAUCAGGUCCUUCUCAUCCUGCGCCUGAUGUUCCUCCCCUCUGUUGCUGUUGUGCUGAUGAUCAUCUGUCAGUGCCAGAAGAGACGCGUCGUCCAGAAGACCAAGCUCUGAUCGUCUCUGCUGCGCCUCAGGAUCCCUCAGUAGUUUUCCAGCGGGUUUUCCAGCUUCCUCGAACGUCUGGGUGAAAUGCCAGAUGUUUCGGAUGGGAAACGUAACGAAAGCUUAAGACAGGCGUGAACAACAAAAAUGAAAACCUCGCAGAGUGUCAGUCAAAAAUAGUCAAGUUAGCAUAGCAUGCAAUGCAAACAAAAAGCAAGUUCAGUCUUCCAGUGUCACUGGUUGACGGGGAAGUAAAUGUUAUAUAAUCUAAUUUGGACGUCCUGGUAGAGGAGGGAGAGAAGGGGAGUUGCAAAUGAAUGCCACACUUCAGUUUUGUUUGUAAAAAGUUUGCUUUUGUAAAAAAAAAAAACAUGCAUCUCUUCCCUUUCGCUUGACAACUAUGCACUGAUCUGUGUUUUAACAUGACAAAAUAUGACAACAUCAAGAACUAUAACUCUUGCAAAGCUCUGUAAGUUUACAGAUAUGCUGCAGAAGUUGUUUUUUUUCCUCACACUGGUUAUAACAACUGGAUGAUUUUAAUUGGUGAAAAAAAUGUUUCUCACUAGUUUAAUGUACUUCAAGGAGCUGUUAUUUUGAAGCAUAGUCUUCCUGUAGUGACAGAUAUUGCUAAAUAUACACUCAAGAUUUCUAACCAGUACUAGUUAUACAUGCAUGUAUUUAUCUUGACAUCAGAUUAUGGUCACACCAUCAACAUUUCAGCAACUUCAUUUGCAUUUUUUCUAUCACCACAGAAGUUAGAGAGAAGACGCUUUUUGAAAGAUUGCCACAAAUUAAACAGAACAUCAAAAAUAGUAUUUUAUCAUAUUUCCACUGCAUCCAGAUAAGCAUGUUAGUAGUUAUUGUUUUAAAUUAGAUUAAUCUAAAAAAAAAAAAAAAUCUGCUGCUUAGUGUGCUUUUCCUAAGCAAACGUCCGUCAUUACGCUGGUGAUACUCUGAUGUUUAUAACUGCUAAAUAAUUUUUUUGAAAAAAUAUAGUACAAGUCUGCCUGAUGAAUGGAUGGGUAAUCUGUAAUCAAGUUAGCGCUAAAGUCUUUGUGAUGUUUUGGCCCCAAAUCUGGGCAUAGAUCUUGGUAACCUCGGUAACAACCAUGUGGAUCCAGUUUUAAAAUGCUGCAAAGAAAAAAUAAAAGUGUUUGCUCUGAACUCUUA